Messenger RNA from Ipomoea triloba (trilobed morning glory), 1687 nucleotides. RefSeq names its product arogenate dehydratase/prephenate dehydratase 6, chloroplastic-like. Gene Ontology annotation, biological process: L-phenylalanine biosynthetic process. Bases 105 to 1403 code for a protein of 432 amino acids. Gene Ontology annotation, molecular function: prephenate dehydratase activity; arogenate dehydratase activity. The transcript has a single exon. The record is from RefSeq and is a predicted model, not a curated record. NCBI's taxonomy places the organism in Eukaryota, Viridiplantae, Streptophyta, Magnoliopsida, Solanales, Convolvulaceae. Gene Ontology annotation, cellular component: chloroplast; cytoplasm.
CCCCCACUCUUCUAUCUAAGCUUCAAGUUCCCUUCUCACAGUAGAGAACCUCAAGCUGAAGCUUCGCCAUUUCUUUCUUUCACUUUCUAUCCUUUCAUAGAACAAUGCAAUCCAUCGCGCCAUCUUCGAGUAUCAGCCUCGGCUCCUUAACCCGCCCGGCUCGCGCCCAUCGGAUCUGCCCCACCCGGUUCGUCGUCGAGUGUGGCUUCAACGCUGCUAACGCGAGUGGGGCGUCGGGUAACGUUAAUUUCUCCGGCGUUGUCGGCGCCGCCAGGGCCGAUUGGCAGAGCUCCUGCGCGAUUUUAGCGAGUAAAGUCGAAUCGCAGCAGCAGGAGAUUGAGAAUGGCGCCGCCGCAGGCGGCGGCGGCGAUAUUGCGGCAGUGAAGGGGAAUAAGGGAUUGGAUCUAGUUCCGAUUGAUACUAGCCUUCCGAAUCCGCUGUCUAUUACGGAUUUCUCGCCGGCGCCGUUGCACGGCGCGAAGCUGCGUGUGGCGUAUCAGGGCGUUCCCGGCGCUUACAGUGAAGCGGCGGCCGGAAAAGCGUAUCCGAAUUGCGAGGCCAUUCCUUGCGAUCAGUUUGAAGUUGCGUUUCAGUCCGUGGAGCUCUGGAUUGCCGACCGAGCGGUUCUCCCGGUGGAGAACUCGCUCGGCGGCUCUAUUCAUCGGAACUACGACCUCCUCCUCCGCCACCGCCUCCACAUCGUCGGCGAGGUCCAGCUCCCCGUCCACCACUGCCUCCUCGCGCUCCCGGGCGUCCGAAAAAACUACCUCACGCGCGUCAUAAGCCACCCGCAGGCACUCGCCCAGUGCGAGCUCACACUCACCAAUCUCGGCCUCACCGUCGCGCGUGAGGCCGUGGACGACACCGCCGGCGCCGCGGAGUACAUCGCCGCCAACAACCUCCGCAACACCGCCGCCAUCGCGUCCGCACGCGCCGCCGAGCUUUACGGGCUCAACGUCCUGGAAGCGGGAAUCCAGGACGAUUCAAGCAACGUAACCCGGUUCGUCAUGCUCGCCCGCGAACCGAUCAUCCCUCGAACCGACCGGCCGUUCAAAACCAGCAUCGUCUUCGCGCACGACGAGGGCACCAGCGUCCUCUUCAAAGUCCUCUCCGCCUUCGCCUUCCGCAACAUCAAUCUCACGAAGAUCGAGUCCCGCCCGCACCGUGACCGUCCGAUCCGCCUCGUCGACGACGCCAGCGUCGGCACCGCCAAGCACUUCGAGUACAUGUUCUACAUCGACUUCGAGGCGUCAAUGGCGGACGUGAGGGCUCAGAACGCGCUGGCUGAAGUUCAGGAAUUCACGUCUUUCCUACGCGUUCUCGGCAGCUAUCCUAUGGACAUGACGCCGUGGUGCCCCUCGCCGGAGACUGAAACAAUUCAUCAUUCCAUUUCUGAAUUUUGAAACAAUAAUGCGGAGAGUACAUUUUGUACAAUGAUAUAACUCCCCACCAAUUUAUUUGGAAUCAAAUAUUUAAUGCAUUAACGAUGAUUUGUCCAUGUCCAUAAUGUAUUGCCCUGAUCCGCCCCAGUGGAUCAGUAUCAGUAUCUUUUGUAUCAGAUAUCACUGAUACAACAUGCAUGAUUGUGUUGAGCUCAAAGUGUUAUCUAAAACACUUGGUUAUAUCGAGCACAAGGUAUUGUGUAGAUGGGCAAAUAGUACUUAAUAUAAACAUAUUCAAGGAUUUA